AUGAGGGCAUGCCUGUUUCUAGAUCAGGGGGUUAUGUUAGGCUCAGCACCAGGGCUAGGUUUACCUCCAUCACAUGACCACACCCCACAUGCCACUGAGAGUCUUAAUUCUGUAUCACAAAGCUCAGCAAAUGUGCUGACGUAUGAUAGGCUAUUGGGAGCCUUAAAUCCUGCACCAUGA
This is a messenger RNA of Paracoccidioides lutzii Pb01, 180 nucleotides long. RefSeq lists its product as hypothetical. Bases 1 to 180 code for a protein of 59 amino acids. The record is from RefSeq and is a predicted model, not a curated record. The transcript is spliced from 2 exons.